Molecule: messenger RNA, 3171 nt
Organism: Bombus pyrosoma
Lineage: Eukaryota; Metazoa; Arthropoda; Insecta; Hymenoptera; Apidae
Product: integrin beta-nu-like
Exons: 13
Coding region: 527-2887 (786 amino acids)
Biological process (GO): integrin-mediated signaling pathway; cell-matrix adhesion; cell adhesion mediated by integrin
Cellular component (GO): integrin complex; focal adhesion; cell surface
Molecular function (GO): integrin binding
Source: RefSeq, a predicted model, not a curated record
AGCGAAAUAGUAACACUCUCGAUGUCAACCUUAUCCUACAUCCAGUCAUACAUGUUUGCGUCACAAAGAUAUUCAUCCUUCGGCAGUAGUUCAUUACGAGUGCUAUAAUAAACUACAUCAAAAGGAAGAACCACGAGAUUAAUAAAUCAAUAUUGGUUGAUCUUACGAUACCUGUCGUUGAUCGCGAAAAAUCGACACAGAUUUAUCUGCAAGAUAAAAUGAAGCUACUAUUACUACGAAACGCUAUCUGAUCGACGUAAUUUUGCCUUCUUUCUUCUGUUCGCUGACGCCGUAUUUUGUUAUCACAGUGCAAAUAAGUUACAUUGAGACUCUAGUUGUGUCGAUUACGGGAGAUACCUCCAACAUUCGCUUCUAUCAUCGCGAAAAUAACGAAAGAAAUAGAAGAAUAUUCUAGCGAAUAUGAACCGACAAUUUCUUCUAGAAAGAAGAUAAAAGACGAAGAUAAAGACCGUGAAUUUUUGCUAGAUGUUAACUUCAAUUUCGUAUUCUGUCGUCGACCAUAAACAUGAGAAUCUGCAAGUUGUUGUUCGUAAUUUUCCUGUGCUUCGUAUGGACGGAAUGUAAUACUCUAAAAGGACAAAUUUUAAGAUCGUGCAUUUCAGCGAAGACCUGUGAAAAUUGCCUGCAAGCCGGCCCUUCUUGUGCUUGGUGUAGUGAUUCGUCUUAUUCGAAUUCAACAAUUGGAAGGCCGCGAUGCAACUCACCGGAAAAAUUGAAACAAUUCGGUUGCCUACCACAGGAAAUUCGUACGAGUUCUCCAGGGACGAUAAAGUUUAUCAAGGAUUCGAAUUUUCAGGAUAUGGAACCGGAACGAAUACCGAUACAAUUGCGGCCGCAACGAAUAAAAGUGACGAUUCCACCUCAUUCCGAGAUAACAAUUCCCAUUCGUUAUCGGCUGGCCAAAAAUUAUCCACUAGACUUGUAUUAUCUAAUGGACUUAACAUGGUCGAUGAGGGACGACAAGGAAACUUUGAUCAGAUUAGGGUGGAAUAUGAGUCAAACGUUUGGCAGCAUCACCAAUAACUUUCGUCUAGGCUUCGGUAGCUACGCUGACAAACCUGUGAUGCCAUAUAUCUUCCCAGGGCAUGAGGAGAAUCCUUGCAAGAGCGAGCACACUGAAUGCUCUCCUAUUUAUUCUUAUUGGCAUCACUUAAAGUUAACUGGUGACAUUCAGCGAUUCAUUACAGAAGUAAAUAAUAGCCAGGUUACUGGAAAUGUUGACAACUUGGAAGGAGCGUUGGAUGGACUCGUGCAGGCGAUAGUUUGUACCAAUGAAAUUAAUUGGGCGCGUCAGGCACGAAAAAUUAUUUUAGUGGCCACCGAUGGACACUUACAUACCGCUGGCGAUGGAAAGUUAGGUGGUGCUGUAAAACGCCAGGACUUCAAAUGUCAUCUUGAUGAACGUGGACAAUACUCUUUAGCCGCACAAUUCGACUAUUCCUCGCUGGCAGAAUUGUCAAGACUAUUGCAGGAAUAUAAGAUCAAUGUAAUAUUCGCCGUGACGGAAGAGCGUCGUAAUGAAUACGAAGAGAUCGUCAAGUUGCUGAGAGAAAAAGCAACGGUCGCGACUUUGACCAGCGACAGCUCGAACAUUCUGGAUAUCAUUGAGAAUGCUUAUCAUCAGAUUACCUCGAAAUUGAUCUUACGCGACAAUUCUUCGAGUCCGCUGAUAAUGGAGUAUUUUUCCAACUGCGGCGAGGGAAACGUUUCGGAGUGGAACACUUUGGAAUGCGAUGACAUAAAGGAGGGACAGGUGUACGAUUUCAAGGUUGUACUGUCUUACAAAGAAUGUCCAAGGGAUAAAGACCUAUGGAGACAAAGGGUUGUGAUCGAGGAUGAACUGGCUUCUCAACUGUCAAAUAUAAUAAUCGAUGUUGAGCUUCUGUGUGGUUGUAAUUGCAAAGAUACCGAAAGUUCUUAUUGUCAGCACGGAACGUAUGAAUGUGGUUUAUGCAAAUGCGACUCUGGUUGGUCCGGUGAAACAUGUGACUGUGAUGAAAGUUCACUGUCAAAUAACGUGCAGCAGUGUAUCCGAGACAACUCAACGAGAAUUUGUUCCGAGAGAGGUGACUGUGUUUGCGGAAAGUGUUUCUGCGAUGAUGGAUACAAAGGAGAAUUUUGUGAAUGCUCUGCGUGUGACAAGAUGGAUGGAAUUGAAUGCUCGAAUAAAGGUACUUGCAAUUGUGGUGUUUGCCAAUGUAUAGAAGGAUGGGAAGGGAACGCUUGUCAGUGUCCAUCAACCAAUGAACUCUGUAUCGCACCAGGAAGUCAAGAAAUUUGCGCUGGUCACGGAUACUGCGACUGUGGAGAGUGUCGAUGCAACGUUACCGCAGCAGACGGCUUCUAUUAUCGAGGUACUUAUUGCGAAUCAACGAUAAGCACUGGUGGCAGUGGCCUGUGCGUUCUUUAUGAUCGUUGCGUAAACGCCACUGUCGAGGAUCCGAAAAAGGCAAACGAAUUUUGUCAAACGAAUAUUAUCACUUACAACAUUGAGAGAGUGGAAUCCGUUGACAUAGGAAACGGACACCAUUGUAUCGUAAAAACAGUAAUGGAGAGAACGACCUGUAUCAUACAUUAUAUAUACGAGUUUCAGAAAAACAAUGUUGUCACCUUAAAAGUUGGUAACAAGCAAUGUCACACUCUGGUACACGGAGCGGUCAUCCCAUCUGCAAUCAUCAUCGGAACAGUAUGCUUCGGACUCGCUUCUCUACUAAUUUGGAAGUGUUGGGCAUCCAUAAAAGACAAGAGGGAAUAUGAGAAGUUCAUGAAGGAGCAACAGAAAACUGUGUUUAGCUUAAACCAAAAUCCUCUGUUUAAAUCGCCUAUAAGCCGAUACUCAGUUCCUUCGAUGUACAAAGAUGACUGAGAAAUCAAAUAUCUUCGAUUAAAAAUGGUUUCCAGCGGAAAACGUGAUGGACUGCAACAUAUGAAAUUUUUUAAUUCAAAUCCGAAUCUUUUAUAAUAAUUUUUGAAUUCGACAUUUUUUUCAAUCUUUUAUGAUAGAGAAUCGGGCAACCACAUGGAAAAGAUGAAAAAUGCAUUUUUGUCAAUUUUUUGACGUCAUAUACUUACAGGUAAAUCAUUGUAAGGUAGUUAGAAGAGGAAUAAGUUCUUAGGCACAAAAAUAUAAGCUUCUUAAAAGUAAAAGUA